CGCCCACGCAUCCAUUCACCACCCCAGCCCAAUCCCAGUCUGCUUGAUGAUCGUCACGCGCACUUUUCCUCCAACAGGAAAUAACAGAUCCAUUGAGACCCCAGCUGUUGUGUUGGCCCGAGGGUCUGUGGUCGAAGCUGUCGCAUUCGACUCUAGCCUCAUACGGUGGUGCCCUUGCACAUACCCACUGUCUGCUUUUGCUUUUGCUUUUUUUUGUUGUUCUUUUUGUCUACCCUUUUUCGCACAAAGACCUCCGUCCUGUCACCCUUUCCUCUGACCUUCAUUUCUGACCUGCACGCAUCUUACCCCAGAAUGUAACUUGCGAUCACAAAGCGCAAAGCGAUAAGGAUUUGGACUCGACCGCUAAACUUUUGCGAAUCAACCAACUCCUGGAGUGUAUGCGACGCACGGUUUCUUUCCCUGCCUCUUCUACACAGUGAUGUUAAAGUACACGGAAGAUGCGCCUGGCCAGCAGGUGUCGUCGAAGAGCCCUCCUUAUCAUUCGUCACAAAAUCAAACCAUGGAGGACAGACAGCGCGACAACGGAGACAAAAUCGACACAAAUGUGCGCUCGGCCACUGCAGGGGCAAAUGCCACAAAUCAGCAGAACCCCUCGAUCGCCAGGAGCAUGUCUCGAUACCGGCGCAACCGACCUGCUGCAGCUUCAGCGACACCUCCCACGCCUGCGCUGCCUGACCGCGUUAAAGCUCAGUGUGAGACUGCCUUGCCCAGCACUGCGAAGGCGGUAGUGGUUCCGGAGGAAGAACGGGCACGAGAACAACACAGGCAAAAUGCGAUGGCGCAGUUGACAGGAGCAGCUGUUUCUUCUCAAGCACUUCCAUCACGACCUGCAAAGGCAGGGAGAGCAGUCAAGUCAGAGAAGGCGCUUCAGAAAGAUCAAUAUGCGACAACAUCAUCGCGACCUGCCCAGUCAGGCCGACACAAAGCGGAUACCCCACCCUCCUCCAGUGAUAGCAACCGUAAGUCCCUUCUACAAAAGGUCGGGCUGUCCAAGUCAAAGCUUUCCCAAGACCACGUCAAAGGUUCUUCCAGCUCCGCCUCGUCGAAGCCCAACUACAUUGGAGUUGGAGGGGGCGGUAUUGUCCCUGGCACUGAUGCGCCAGUCUCCGCUGUCAAUGCGGGUGAGCGUUUGGUGCUUGUCAAAUUUGGUGAUGCCAGUGCACAGUUGCCCGUGACUCCUCUCACCCAGGUGCAAGAUCUGCUGCAGUCUGCCGCUCGAAAAGUUUCUCGUGACAUUGAUCCUGACACCUCCAUCGUGAUCGAGUCUUUUCAACAGAUUGGCCUGGAACGGCGCUUGCGCCAGUAUGAACGUAUCCGAGAUGUCAUGAACUCCUGGGCGCUAGAUACUGACGGGAGCCUCAUCAUCGUGCCGCCUUCGAGCAUGGAGGCUAUCACUGAGCUCGAGGCGCAAAGCGUUUCUGCUGAACAGCCUACGGAGACUACAAUCUACUGCUACUACUCUCAUCGACCUCGCAAGUGGGAUAAACGAUACGUGACUCUCCGAACUGAUGGACAAGUGACAAUUUCCAAGAAAGAGCACUCCAAAGAUGCCACCAACAUCUGCCAUCUAUCGGAUUUUGACAUCUACUCCCCGAGCGCUCGAUCUUCUGCAAAGGAGAUCAAACCCCCUAAGAAAAUCUGCCUUGCAAUCAAGAGUCAGCAGAAAUCCUCCAUAUUCCUCUCGACUGACAACUUUGUGCACUUCUUCAGCACUAAUGACCGCGCCGUUGCGGACAAAUGGUACAAAGCUGUCCAAGGCUGGCGAAGCUGGUAUCUGGUGAACAAAGUGGGUGUUGCGAAUCCAGUGAAAGGUGUCGAUGAGACGGACCGCAAGGCUUCUCUGGUGCAAUCCGCGACGAGGGCAAUUCCACAACCGCAAGGCGUAUCAUCCGACAUACCUCGCUUGGAUCGUCAAAACAGUGAGCCAGAGCCUACGCGCCGCUCUGUCGAGCGUGCCAGAAAGGAAGCAUCCGUUCCUCGCAGAAAGACCACCCGCGAGCACAGACCUCCCCCAAGCUCGUUUCCAAAGACCCUUGCUAUCGACACCAACACGAGUCAUCAUCAGACACGUACACCUAAUGAUUUGUCUCCCACCGAGGACACCUCGGACUCUGUUUUCAUGUCAUCAGGCCUUUUGGGUAGGACGUACACCCAGCGUCAGCAGGCGAUGCAUGAGCGGGAAGAGAGAGACAAGCGAGCGAAGCAGGAUCCCUUUACAGCCCAUGGUCUGGUUUCAGGAAGCCCCGUGUACUCUCAAAUUGCACAGCAGAGCAGCCGCACCAAUACCCUCACCCACGCAGAUGCGGCCGCCCACCUGGGCCGUACAAUGUCCCUUAAACAGGCGCAGAAGCCGUUGGUGGACUUGACGCCGGUCUUUGUGGAGCCACCGCAGCACUCUCGCAAAGGGCGUGGUGUGGCCGUCGAACCUGGCCGGCAGCUGAUCGAUGCAGCUACUGGACCCGAACUGGCUCCUGGUACGGUGAACGUUCCCCCGGCCACGGCCUGGCGACGACCCGCUGCUGCCGAAGUCUCUUCGCAGACUCGGUACCGCUCCAAUACGAUGCGGAGCGGACGCCAGGCCUCGGCACCGGUUCAAUACCCGGGCGCCAGCUCGGCCGGAGCUAGCCCGACAUCGCCAGACAACCCAUUCAUGGCGAACAGCCUGCUCGCGGCAUCGAGCCGCACCAUGGGUACUCAUCCGAUGCCGAGCAGAGCGCCUGGGGGACAUGGCGUUGCAACAGGGGAUCGCAACGCAACCCGUCCGCUGAUCGAUAUGUCGAGCGAGAAUCCCUUUGCGGAAGGCAGUCUGCUGCGAAAGCUGUGAGUAAAUGAUCCUUGAUGAUGGCAUGAUUUCGUUUGGAGGCUCUCUAGGUGUUUCGGUGGUAAGAAUAGGAACCCAGUGGGAGGAAAUCUACAAGGAUUCACGGCCAGCUCCUCUGGGAUAUGAGAACUUCCGAGGCUGUCUAUCGUUCUUGGAAAGUAUGGUGACAUGUAAAGAUACCCAUUGACUAUUGAGAAUUCAUUCAAUUAAUAAGCGCAUUACCUCUCUUCGAACAAUGAGAUCCGAAAGAAGACUGGGUAAUAUAGCAAAAUCUGCAAGCCCACGG
This is a messenger RNA of Penicillium brasilianum, 3128 nucleotides long. The record is from the annotation of a GenBank genome assembly. NCBI's taxonomy places the organism in Eukaryota, Fungi, Ascomycota, Eurotiomycetes, Eurotiales, Aspergillaceae.